AUGAAGCAGAUCUUGAGCGCUCCGCAGCCUGCAGAGGCUGCUCCAGACAGGGCCACGAGGACCGUGAGCGUUCAUUGCCUGGCAGGUUCCAGCUUUGAGCUGGACAUCAACUCUGCAGAAACGGGGUGGGAGGUAGCGAAGCGCAUCGCAGCCGAAGUUGGCCACCCUGCAGGUUUACUUGUGUUGACAUCCCGUGGUGAUGUUAUCGAUCAGCGCCAGCUGCUGCUGCAUCAAGUCCAGCGCGACGAGAUCUCGUACGUGGUGCGAAAGCUUGGCGCGGGUCGUGUCGCGAUGCUUUGGGAGCGCCUACUUGAGGAGAAGGCUCUGGCUGAUGACGCGGCCCUGAACGAAACGAUGUCCUUCACAUGGUAUUCCGACCAAGCGGUCCAGCAGGGCAUCCAACUACCCAGCAGCAUGCAGAGCUUGACGUUUGGAGACGAGUUCAACCAGAGCUUAGAGGGCAUCCAACUACCCAGCAGCCUGCAGAGCUUGACGUUUGGAGACGAGUUCAACCAGAGCUUGGAGGGCACCCAACUACCCAGCAGCCUGCAGAGCUUGACGUUUGGAGACUCGUUCAACCAGAGCUUGGAGGACAUCCAACUACCCAGCAGCCUGCAGAGUUUGACGUUUGGUUUCCGGUUCGACCAGAGCUUGCAGGGCAUCCAACUGCCCAGCAGCCUGCAGAGUUUGACGUUUGGCUAUGCAUUCGACCAGAGCUUGGAGGGCAUCCAACUACCCAGCAGCCUGCAGAGCUUGACGUUUGGAUCCGAGUUCAACCAAAGCUUGGAGGGCAUCCAACUACCCAGCAGCCUGCAAAGCUUGACGUUUGGCUUUAGCUUCAAUCAGAGCUUGCAGGGCGUCCAACUACCCAGCAGCCUGCAGAGUUUGACGUUUGGUUUCCGGUUCAACCAGGGAUUGCAGGGCAUCCAACUACCCAGCAGCCUGCAGAAUUUGACCUGUGGCGCGUGGUGUUAUCAGAGCUUACAGGGAAUUCGGCUACCCUGCAGCCUUCACGGUUUGACGUUUGGCCUCAAGUUCAACCAGAGCUUGGAGCCCAGCCUGCAGAGCUUGACGUUUGGAGACUCGUUCAACCAGAGCUUGGAGGACAUCCAACUACCCAGCAGCCUGCAGAGCUUAAGGUUUGGCCAUGCAUUCAACCAGAGCUUGGAGGGCAUCCAACUACCCAGCAGCCUGCAGAGCUUGACGUUUGGCUAUGAAUUCAACCAGAGCUUGCAGGGCAUCCAGCUACCCAGCAGCCUGCAGAGUUUGACGUUUGGUUUCCGGUUCAACCAGAGCUUGCAGGGCAUCCAACUACCCAGCAGCCUGCAGAGUUUGACGUUUGGCUAUGCAUUCGACCAGAGCUUGCUGGGCAUCCAACUACCCAGCAGCCUGCAGAGCUUGACGUUUGGAUCCGAGUUCAACCAAAGCUUGGAGGGCAUCCAACUACCCAGCAGCCUGCAGAGUUUGACGUUUGGUUUCCGGUUCAACCAGAGCUUGCAGGGUAUCCAACUACCCAGCAGCAUGCAGAGCUUGACGUUUGGAGACGAGUUCAACCAGAGCUUGGAGGGCAUCCAACUACCCAGCAGCCUGCAGAGCUUGACGUUUGGAUCCGAGUUCAACCAAAGCUUGGAGGGCACCCAACCACCCAGCAGCCUGCAGAGCUUGACGUUUGGAGACUCGUUCAACCAGAGCUUGGAGGGCAUCCAACUACCCAGCAGCCUGCACAGCUUGACAUUAGGUGGCGAUUUCAACCAGAGCUUGCAGGGCAUCCAACGACUCAGCAGUUUGCGAAGCUUCACUUCACGGAAUUUUGGUGUAGCCACGUGGUGA
Messenger RNA from Symbiodinium sp. CCMP2592, 1830 nucleotides. Lineage: Eukaryota; Dinophyceae; Suessiales; Symbiodiniaceae. The record is from the annotation of a GenBank genome assembly.